UCGCAGCUGUACGCCUCUAACCCUGGCCUCUACCUUCCUGCAGUCUCCUCUCCCCAUGCCUUCUCUCUCUCUUACUUAUUCUGUCAUUGGAUUUAGGGCCUACCUGGAUAAUCCAGGAUGCUCUAAAUAGCCUUAAUUCCAUCUGCAAAGAGGCUUUUUCCAAAUGUGGUCACACGGACAGGUUCCAGGGCCUAGGACAUGGACACAGCUUUGGGGGGAGUAUUCAGUCCAAUACAAAGGGUCACUGUAAGUCUCGGGGACAAAGCCGCCUAGAAAGAGUGGGCCCAGGAGCCCAGCCACGCAGGAAGCGCUCUGUAAACAGGGUGGUUUUCACCAUGAGUGAUGUGACAUGUUUAUCAAGAAAUAAAUUACAAUAAAAACAGAUGACAGUAAAGUUGUGCACAAGCAACAGCGAGGGCAAAGCAGACGUGGGCGGGGUGGAGGGCCUGCCAGGGGGAGGGGAGAUGGACAUGGAGGGAGCUUCCUGAGGGGAGGAAGGGCAGGCCAAGAGCUAAGACCAAGGGCGCUAGCCAAGGCGUGGGGAGGGUGGGGGGCUGUGGGGAGAACGCUCCGGGCGAGGGAGCUCCGACCAGGCCCCGGGUGCGCGCCACUGUGGGUUUUCUGCCACAGGCGCUGGGAGGUCUGAGCACGAUGUCCCACUGCAUGCGGCCACACCAGCAGGGAGGGGAGUAGUGUCAGCAGGCAGGAACCAGAGGGAGGAAGACAUUUUUCAAGGCCUCCUGUGGCUUGACAGGCAUCUCGGGCUCACAAGAAUACCAGGAAGGAAGGGACGACGUCCCUCUGUCAGAUAAGGAAACAAGGCCUUGAAAACCAAAAUGAUCUGCCCAAGAUGGGACAUCAGCGCAAAGCGGGAUCUGAACCCAGUCCUAAAUCUCUCGGCUUUAAACCCUGCUGGGGUGGGGGGCUUGCCAGGCAGCCCCAGGACCACCAUCAGUCCAUUUGGCUACUCUCGUCAUCCAUCCAUCCAUCGCCAGCCACCCAAUGAGCCAGCCUAUCACACCGCCCAUGCACGAGUCACCGGCCUUGCCGACCCCCGCCCCCGCUCUGCUGGGCUCAGGGCUGUGCUCCUGGCUUCCAGCCACCUGCGAGGAAUAGGAACCAGAGCUGGGAUGCUUGGAGGAUGGGCUGGCCCUGAGGUACGCGCUGGACAUAGAUCCUCUCGUUGACUUUGCCCAACGUCCCCAUGUAGGGGAUGCAGGGAUUCUUAUGUCCCCCAUCUACAAAGACAGGGGCUGGGGUUUGGUGAGGUGAAUGCCCAGGGGAGGGAGCAGAAGGAAAGGAAGCAGCAGAUCUGGGAUGUGGACCCCAGGGUCACUCCUCUCAACCAACGAUGGGAGGACCCCAGAUGCCCUCUGAAAGCUGCCCCCGCCCCCGUGGGAUAGGGUUAGGGGAAGGGCAGGGUGCUCUGUCCCAGUCAGGCCACAUCUGUUACACCCCUGAGGCCUGUGCCAUCACAAUCGGUCCCGACUAUAUAACCAGGGGCUGCCAGGGCCUCUGUGAAGCUGGGUGUGCCCGAAGAGGAGGAAGAGGAGGAGGCUCUGCCCCUCCAAGCGCGGCCUCCCAUGGACACCAAGACUCAGAGCCUUCCCAACGCCCACACCCAGCCCCAUAGCAACUCUGGGCCCCAAAGCCACGCCUGCAACCAGUGCAGCUGCAGCCACCACUGCCAGAACUGCAGCCAGAGCUGCAGCCGAAGCCAGAGUUGCAGCCGGAGCCGGAGCUCCAGUCAGAGUCCAACAGGCCACCGCAGUCUACCUGGCCACCAGAGCCAGAGUCUGAGCCCCAGCCCAUCACCAAGGCAUCGCAAACGUGCCAUGCACUCCCACCGCUGCCCCUCUCGGCCCGGCACCCGCUCCUGCAGCCACUCCAAGAAAAGGAAGAACGUGGAGGGGAAGGCGAACAAGAGGAAGGGAAUCAAGAGGAGCCAGCAGGUGUACAAAACUAAGAGGCGGAGCUCAGGGCGAAAAUACAACUGAGAAGACACCCCAAGGCUUGUUCCUGUGUCGGUUUCACCCAGAUGAGAAACGCCAUCACACGUGGAAUGCUAGAUGGAAGAAGUCAAACUUUUGGCAGGAACAUGUUACUACAUUGAUUUCUAUGCAACAUUGAGUAAAGCUUGUACACGGGAUGACUUA
Sus scrofa (pig) is the source of this 2156-nucleotide messenger RNA. The record is from RefSeq and is a predicted model, not a curated record. NCBI's taxonomy places the organism in Eukaryota, Metazoa, Chordata, Mammalia, Artiodactyla, Suidae.